AGAUUCAUAGAAGGAUAUACUGUUAUUAUAAUCCUAUUAAUAGAACUAAUAAAAAAGAAUAAACUAUUUGAAUGGACAAUAGCACAUCAACAAGCAUUUGGAAAGAUUAAGGAACUUAUUAAAUAUAUAUCAAUUUUAAAGUUAUAUAAUCUAGACUUAUAG
Molecule: messenger RNA, 162 nt
Organism: Talaromyces proteolyticus
Lineage: Eukaryota; Fungi; Ascomycota; Eurotiomycetes; Eurotiales; Trichocomaceae
Exons: 1
Source: RefSeq, a predicted model, not a curated record